UCUUCACAUAUUUUGGCAUUUUCUCUAAUGGGAAGAUGCGGGCGGGACAAGUAACUCCCACCCCAAAAGUCCUCUUUCCAGCUUUUCCCUCCACGAAAGAAAACGCCCAAUCUGACGCAAAACCCAAAUCAAACCCAUUCAUCAAAAAAAUCAAAAAGAAAAAACCAGUAGCUCAGUUUCCCACACUCCUCAAUUUUGAUUGUUGCAGGAAAAUCAACUUCUUCUCCACCAUCCAUUGAUGGGUCCAGGUCCAGCAGCUGUCCACUGCUGAAUGAUGGAUUGAUUGCAAACCCUUACCCUUUGUACCCCACCAUAUCCUCUCCAUCUCAUCUCCACCUCUCUCUGUCUCUCUCUCUACUCGUGGUUCAUGUUCACGAGCCUCCAUAUGAAUUCCACACCAUAUGGACGCUGAGCCCCUUCUCGCUUCCCAAACAAGCACCCAACCCCAAGCAAUUCUCCACGAAGAAUACCCAUCUUCUGUUUUUGGAGAUCAUACCCAACACCCAAUUCUCUCCGGAGCUCAGAAUGCCCGCCCCAAGUGCAAAUCCAGCCUCCAGCGGUCAAAGACGGCGCCCGCCAUGGUCGUCGUGCGGGACCUCAAACGCCAACGGCCGACGGCGACCCAGAUCCCCAACCCGCGGCCCGAGUCCGGGUCCAUCGUCCGGCAGGCGGUCUUGCUGCUCCUGCUCUACCUCUCCCUCGGCAUCCUGAUCUACGCCUUCAAUCGGGACCACUUCUCCGGCGCCGAGACCCACCCCGUCGCCGACGCCCUCUACUUCUGCAUCGUCACCAUGUGCACCAUCGGCUACGGCGACAUCGUCCCCGUCUCGCCGGCGGCUAAGGCCUUCGCCUGCGUCUUCGUGCUCGUGGGGUUCGGGUUCAUUCACAUACUGCUCAGUGGGGUCGUGAACUACGCGCUCGACUCGCAGGAGAGCAUGAUACUGAGAGGGAUCGAGGCGGCUGACGGCGGCUUUUCGGCGAAGAAUUACAUCGUGGAUGUGAAGAAAGGGAGGAUGAGGAUUCGAUUGAAGGUAGGAUUGGCGCUUGGGGUUGUGCUCCUGUGCAUUGGGGUGGGAACUUCGGCGUUGUAUUUCGUGGAGGGUUUGGAUUUGGUCGACUCGGUUUACCUGGCGGUUAUGUCGGUGACGACGGUGGGGUACGGUGACAGAGCCUUCCAGACGCUGCCCGGGAGACUUUUUGCGGCGGUUUGGCUGUUGCUGUCGACGCUGGCGGUGGCGCGUGCGUUUCUGUACCUGGCUGAGGCCAGGAUUGACAAGAGACACCGGAGGAUUGCGAACUGGGUGCUGCAUCGGGAAAUCACAGUCCAGGAUUUGCUCGCUGCUGAUAUCAAUCACAACGGAUUCAUCAGUAAAUCAGAGUACAUCAUCUACAAGCUCAAGGAGAUGGGGAAGAUAGGGGAGAAAGAUUUGUUGCAGAUCUGCGACCAGUUCAGCAAGCUCGACCGGAACAACGCCGGGAAGAUUGCGUUGCCUGAUCUAUUGGAGAAUCACUCGUGAGUCAUGACACUGAAAAAUGAAAAUGCCCACAUGAUUCUCUCCAUGUUAGCCGCAGGACUGAUUCAUUCUUCCAGUCAAAUUUUUCCAAGUGUACAUGAAAUGCGUAGACAUUGAUGGCUGGCAGCAAGAUUCUGUGUAUGCAAUUGUAUAUACAAAAUUUAAUUAAAUCCAAAUUCCUCGUGAUAAUUAAA
Messenger RNA from Malania oleifera, 1708 nucleotides. Its product is annotated as two-pore potassium channel 5. Gene Ontology annotation, cellular component: plant-type vacuole membrane. Gene Ontology annotation, biological process: stabilization of membrane potential; potassium ion transmembrane transport. The transcript is spliced from 2 exons. The record is from RefSeq and is a predicted model, not a curated record. Gene Ontology annotation, molecular function: potassium ion leak channel activity. Lineage: Eukaryota; Viridiplantae; Streptophyta; Magnoliopsida; Santalales; Ximeniaceae. Bases 402 to 1517 code for a protein of 371 amino acids.